GUACCAAGUGCCUUAACAGAGUACGUUGAGUAAGGAGCAGCACUUUACUUUCAAUUUUCUUUUUCAUCUCUAAUCAGAACCACAUGAAUACUUUGAGACGGCACUGAGGUCAGAACAGAUCAGAACUAUGGAGAAGAAGACAAAGAUGAUGUUUGUCUUUUUAUGUGUGCAAGUAAUUCAUUGCCCUGCAUUUGCUAAUACCUGGUCGAUUGAAACAGUUUCUGAAAUCAAAUCUCUUGUGGGAUCUUGUGUGGUUUUGCCCUGUACUUUUGAUUAUGAAGGACAUGAUGUGGCUUCCUUUAAGAUGAGUGGCUCUUGGCAUACAGAAGCAAAAGACCCGGAGUACAUCUAUCACACAGAUAUUAAAAAGAUUAUACUAAGUUUUCAUGGCCGGACGAAACUUGUUGGAAAAGUGGGGGAAAGAAAUUGCUCUCUGGAGAUUGAUAAAGUUAGUGUCAAAGACAAAGGACCAUAUUGCUUCAGAAUUGAAAUAACCGGUGUAAACAGCUACUCUUUUAUGCAUGAUUGUGUAUCAAUUGAUCCACAAGGCUCUCCAGAAAGUCCUCUCCUGUUUGCCCCAAAGACAGCACAUGUGGGCACUACCUAUAAUGUCAGCUGUUCAGCCAGACACACCUGUUCUACACACCAACCCUCUCUCAAAUGGACUGGUAUUAGCACAGAGCACACUGUGUACAAAGACCUUGGCCAAGGCAUCUGGGAAGUGCUGUCCACUGGGACAUUCACACCCAAAUCCACAGACAAUGUACACCUGACCUGCACUGCUGAGUUCUGGAGAGGCAAGAGUGAAACGAGCUCUGUUUCUAUAACAGUUCAAACUGGUCCAGAAGCAACGAAAUCUCCCACUGGUAAUGAGGUUGAUAAUGCAGGACUUGGUGAUAUCUGGAAAGUCAAACUUAUUCCUGAAAUAACAGCCGUAAUUGGCUCCUGUGUGGUGAUACCCUGUGGGUUUCAAUUUCCUGGGGACUUGAAAGUCCAUUCAAUGGUGAGAAGAAUUUGGAAAAAUAACAAAGGAAACAUCUAUCACAAUGACCAAACACAAGUGUUGGACAGCUUCAAGGGCCGCACAAAGCUUGUUGGAGAAGCACACAAGGACGAGAAUUGCACCUUGGAGAUUAAUGAGGUUAAAACACACGAUAAAGGACCAUACUGGCUUAGAGUAGAAAUACCAGAAAAGGAUAACUAUUCCUUCAAAGAGAAGUAUGUAACAAUGGCUUUGAAAGGUGAACCAGAGAAACCCAUGCUGACCUACACACAAUUUGCCCAUGCGGGCUCUGCCUAUAGUGUCACGUGUUCAGUGAGACAUAGCUGUCCGACUAACCAUCCCACUCUGUCCUGGGAUCGGACGGAUGGAGAGACCAUCGUUCACUAUAAAGACAUUGGCCAAGGCAACUGGGAAGUGUCAUCAGUCCUGACAUUUACACCUUUAGCCAGUGACCACAAUACACGCUUGACCUGCAGUGCUCAAUUCUUUAAACUUAAUAAUCCACAAGAGAGCUCCAUCACUCUAAAUGUAAAAAGUGAAGGAGGUGCUGUUGGCGUCCUCAGUAUUGCUAUCCCGGUGGCUGCGGUAGUAGUGAUCGCGAUCAUAUUAGUGGGACUCUACAAGUGGAAGAUAAGUAGACUGAACACAAGUUCAGGGAAUCUUGGUGGCCAACAGUCUUGGAAAAAUCAAAGGACCCAACAGACAAGUCAAGGUUGUGACUCAUGGGGAUUGAAUCGGAGGACCCAACAAACAGACAGCUGUGGUGCAAGGGGAUUGGAUCAAGGGAGCCAACAAAAAGACAGUAAUGUUUCAUGGGGACCGGACCAUGGGAUUUGUGGGUCUGAUACAAGCUGUGGUGCAGGCGGUGAGGAUAAUGGAAAACAAAAACCUAUUAAAAGUAAACUUGAACUGGAACUUAGAUCACAGAUGGGGAAUGUGUAUGAAAGUCUGUGAUUGUCACAGACUGAUGUGAGGUGUUGUGAGCUGAAGAAGACCCACUGGAACACAUAUACAGCUCAUUCUUCAGCAGCCAGCAAAGCAUGUCCCUACUGGACACGUUUAGCCCAGUAGGAGGCUGUGUUUAGUCCAAAUUGACUGGAAUGCACUGGGACCUGACACGGUCUUUCAAACUCACGUAUUUUUCUAAUCAUAAUUUUACAACGCUUAACAUAUUUGUUAACUAAUAGUGGCUCUAUUUCAGCUUUUUAAUUACACUGAGAUUUCAUAUAUUAAAAGGCUUUCAAAAUAAAGUGGUAAACUGUUUGACUGUUUGAUUAGCUAAUUUUUAUUAUGCCUUUUGCAGAUACAUUUUUUAUCAUUUAAAUGUAAGGCUGUUUUACAUGGGAUAUUUUCCCACAAACACCACAACAGGGAAAACAUAUUUAAACAACAAAUGUAUGAGUUUUGCAGUCUAAUAACAAUUAAUAUAUUUAACAGUGAAUAAAGUAUUUCAAACAAU
Lepisosteus oculatus (spotted gar) is the source of this 2462-nucleotide messenger RNA. Its product is annotated as myelin-associated glycoprotein-like. The record is from RefSeq and is a predicted model, not a curated record. Lineage: Eukaryota; Metazoa; Chordata; Actinopteri; Semionotiformes; Lepisosteidae.